AUGAAUUUUAGGAAAUCGCGAGUGCUUAUUUUUAUUCACUCAUUUGCACAGACAGUUUCAAUUCCAGUUGCAAUUUUAAGACUUGCCGAUAAUAAAGGAAUUGCGGCAUUUGCUGCGACGAGUUAUUAUGCUGCAAAUGCUAUUAUAUAUCUUAGUUCGAUCACAAUAUUGUGUGCUGCAGUUCAUACAGCUUACAGAAAUAAACUAUUCCACGAAAAUCAACAGUUGAAAAAAGCGCUUAAACCACUCAUCUUUUAUUUUUUACCGGUUACACUUAUCGAUCUUUGCAUUGCCGUUAGUGCUAUUCGAUUAACCAUUGAUACAGAUCGGUUGGUAAUUUUGUUCCAAAUAAAUCGUAUUAUUUUGAAGUUUCGUACAACAAUAGUGGCAUUAUGUACGGUUUUCGUUUUGCCACCAUUCCGUAAAGCGAUGUUUAAUUUAUUGGGUAAUAGACGUCAACAACGCAUUGCCGUAGUACUACCACUCACUGAAACUCUUCCGAAUGGUUGA
Messenger RNA from Cercopithifilaria johnstoni, 510 nucleotides. Lineage: Eukaryota; Metazoa; Nematoda; Chromadorea; Rhabditida; Onchocercidae. The record is from the annotation of a GenBank genome assembly.